CCGAGAAGGCCCCAACAACGCAGCAGCCGCAUCAUGGAGAUGCAAUUCGCCGAAGCCGCCAGUGUCGUGGUGUUGUCUAUCGCCGCGGCGGUCGUAGGAACGACUGUUGUCAUGAGUUCUCGCAAAAAGCGGAAGCAUAAGAUCGAAGAUGUCGACGAGGACGAAGAGAAGGUCCAGCGACCAGCAAAGCGGCAAUUCAAGGGCUCGUUUGCCCGCGAAGACGCGCCAGAAGAGACGAUUGUCGACCUGCUCAAGCGCCGAGCGAUUGAAACUCCCGACAAAGUCGUGUACAUCUUCUUGGACGACCAAGGACACGAAAGUGUCGUGAUCACGUUCGAAGAAUUGGACCGCGCCGCGCGCAAAGUAGCAGCGACGCUGCAGACCGACGGGGGUGUGCCCUUUCCUCAAUCAAAAAUCUAACGUUGCUGAUCGAGAUCAUGUAUGCAGGAUUAUCCAAGGGCGACCGCGUCAUGCUGUGCUAUCCACCCGGCUUGGAUUUCGCCAUGGGGUUCUGGGGUUGUUUGUAUGCCGGUGCCAUCGGCAUCCCCACGUACCCUCCGUACCCCGGUACGUUGGCAAAGGAUUUACCGAAAUUCAACCGCAUGGUGGCGGACUCUGGCGCGCGUGUCAUCUUGACCAACCGAACGUAUCACUUGGCGACGCAACUCGCCACGGCCAAGAGCUAUUUCUCCAGUGACGCGCCUGCGUGGCCCAAGGACAUUCAAUGGUACUCGACUGACGCGAUUUCGAGCUCCACUGCGUCUCGAUUCACGGACGUGAACGUUGCCGUGGACGACAUUGCGUUCUUCCAGUACUCGUCCGGGUCGACGUCGGAGCCCAAGGCGGUGAUGAUCUCCCACGGCAACAUCCAUGCGCAACUUAAGACGUGGGCCUCCAUCGAAGAGACCGACACGUUGAUCUCGUGGCUGCCGUCGUACCACGACAUGGGCCUUGUCGGGUUUAUCCUUACACCGUGUGCGUUUGGAGCGCGGUGUGUGUCGAUGUCGCCGUUGGCGUUCAUCAAAGACCCAGCCAUGUGGAUCCGCAUUGCGUCCAAGUACAAGGGCACACAUUUGUGCGCACCCAACUUUGGGUACGCGCUCGCGGCUCGCAAAACCACCAAGGCGCAAGUGUCCAAGUUGGACUUGAGUCAUUUGAAGCAAGCGAUUUGCGCCGCCGAGCCCAUCCGCGUCGAGUCGCUCGAGUCGUUCACGGAAACGUUUGCCCCCGCUGGGUUUGACCCUAAAACGUUCAACUGCGGCUACGGCCUGGCCGAAGUCACGUUGGUCGUCACUGGACAAGACCCCCAGGCCCGAAAAGAACCAUCGGUGCUGAACGUGAAAAAAAGCGUGCUGGAGAAACACAAGCGCGUGGUGCUGGCCCCCAAGGGGCAUCCGUCGGCGGACGCGACGACGUUGGUCGGCUGUGGUCAUGCCAUGCCGACGUUUAAAGUGAUCGUGGUGGACCCAGAUACAUUGAAACCCGUGGGUGAAAACCAAGUUGGUGAAGUGUGGAUCCAAGGCCCGAGUGUCGCGACGGGGUACUGGAAGCGCGAAGAAUACACGGACGAAAUGUUCCACGCCAAAGUCAACGCCCCAAAGGCGACCCAUCAAAGCUACAAAGGCAACUGGUUGCGGUCGGGGGACAUGGGGUUCCUGCGCCACAACGAAGUGUUUAUCACGGGACGACUCAAGGACUUGAUUAUCAUUCGAGGCCGCAAUGUUUGCCCCCAAGAUGUCGAGCAUUCGGUCGAAUUGGCGCACGACCAAGUCCGCCCUGGAUGUGUGGCGGCGUUUUCGAUUGAAACGGCGCAGCAAGAAGAAGCGCUGGUCGUGGUCGUGGAACUUCGUGCAGAACUCAAAAAAGACACGGAGCAACUUGCGGCCAUCUCACGCAAAAUCGCCACGGCCGUCUUGUCGGAGCACCAGUUGCGGUGUGCGGCGAUUGUGCUGCUCAAGCCCCGCAGCAUUCCCAAGACCACCAGCGGAAAGAUCCAGCGCAGUGCUGCCAAGAAGCAGUACGAGUCGGGGUCGCUGGCUGCACAGUACAUCCAUCGCGCCGAGUCCAAGGCGGCGGCGGUGCAGGCCGUGCAGAUCGAAGAAGCCCCCGAGGAGGUUGACGUCAAGACCCCUCAGGUCAUCAAGACCACCGACAUCCGAACAGAAGAAGAAAUCCAAGCGUGGUUGGUGGCCCGACUAGCCCAAGAGCAAGCGGGUGGUGGUGGCGAGGCGUCGAACAAAGAGACAUCCGAGACGGACGACGAUGCAGUCGACUUGAACACCCCGUGGGCGUGUUUUGGAAUGGAUUCCGUGGCGAUUGUCAGUUUGAGCGCCGAAUUAGGCGAGUUCCUCGGCGUGGUGGUCCCCCCGGCAGUAUUUUUCCAGUUCGACACCCCCGCCAAGCUGAUUGCUGCCCCUGGUUUGGCCACGGGCGAGUUGACCGACGCUCAAACUGGUGACCACACCAACCAACCUGUGUCGUACGUUGGAGAAGACGGCGAAUUGCUUGCCGAGUGCUACGACGUGAUGGCGUUCCCGGAGAUUGUGCACCUGCAAGGCCAAAUGCAUGAACUCACGUCCGCGGGCCUCAAGGUGCCGUAUUUGGAUGUCCUCACCACGGAAAAACGCAAACAAUUGAACUACAACACGUACAACUACUUGGGCUACGCGUCGCACCCUACCGUCGCUGCUGCGUCCAAAGCGGCCAUCGACACGUAUGGCACGGGCAUGAGUUCGUCUCCGAUUGUGGGCCAGACGAUCGUCAACACGGAGGUGGAAGCGGCGCUGUGCAGCCACUUCACCGCCGAAGCCGCCGUGCUCUUCGUGGGCGGGUGGGUAGCCAACGUCACGACCAUCGACUCGCUCGUGGGCAAGGGCGACUUGAUCCUCUGCGACGUGCUCAACCACAACAGCUGCGUGACCGGCCAACGGCUCAGCGGGGCGGCCAUCUUGUCGUUCCCGCACAACGAUGUGGCGACGGCCGACCGCAUCCUCCGGUCCGUCCGCCACAAGUACCGCCGUGUGCUCAUCGUGAUCGAGGGCGUAUACUCGAUGGACGGCGACAUCCCCGACCUGCCGGCGUUCGUCGCGCUCAAGAAGGCGCACAAAUGCUUUUUAUUCCUGGACGAAGCGCACUCGUUCGGGACGAUGGGACCGACCGGCAAGGGCAUGUGCGAGCACUUCAACGUCCCCGCCUCCGACGUGGACAUCCGCAUGGGCACCAUGAGCAAGGCCAUGGGGUCCGUCGGAGGCUUCAUCCUGGCGUCGCACGCGCUCGUGCAGUACCUCAAGUACUGCGCGGGGGGGUUCGUGUACUCGGUGGGGCUCGGUCCGGCCAACGCCGGCGCCACCCUCCAGUCGCUGCAACUCAUGGCGGCCGAGCCCGAGAGGUCGACGCACUUGCAGCACCUGAGCGCGUUCUUCUUUGACGCGUGCGUCAGCGCAAAGUUGGACGUCGGCACCAACGUCCGCGGUACGUGCGUCGUGGUCGUAUAUGUGGGUUCGACCGUCGAGACGGUGCUCGCGUCCAUGAUGCUCAGCGACAACCACGGUAUCAACGUCAAGCCCAUCGUACAUCCUGCCGUGGAAGAAGGCAAGUGCCGCCUCCGUUUCUUCAUCUCGUACUUGAAGACCGAAGCCGAACUCCAGCGGACCGUCGACGCGUUGGCAAGUACAUUGGUCGAGGUGAAGGCAGCCGCUCGCGAGGCUACUGCAGCGGCGGAUGCAGCCGCGGUCGUGGAAGUCAUUCCCGACGAAGAUGAACCUCAACAAGCAAAGGACGACGUGAUCGCAGCUGCUGUUGUCGAAGCCGUGUCGACCUUGUAAAUAUAUUCAAUUGUGAAGAAGUGAUUCUGAAAAGUAGAGCCGUCGAAUCGUAGUAUACUACUGUUUAUUGCCGAAAGCGUUAGAUGUACUAUUAAUACUAUUAAUAGUACAGUGGACUGAUUUGUGGAGUGA
Aphanomyces astaci is the source of this 3956-nucleotide messenger RNA. RefSeq lists its product as hypothetical. The transcript has 8 exons. Gene Ontology annotation, biological process: lipid biosynthetic process. Bases 438 to 3824 code for a protein of 1128 amino acids. Lineage: Eukaryota; Oomycota; Saprolegniomycetes; Saprolegniales; Verrucalvaceae. The record is from RefSeq and is a predicted model, not a curated record. Gene Ontology annotation, molecular function: transferase activity; pyridoxal phosphate binding.